Molecule: messenger RNA, 1069 nt
Organism: Hyaloscypha bicolor E
Lineage: Eukaryota; Fungi; Ascomycota; Leotiomycetes; Helotiales; Hyaloscyphaceae
Product: Ribulose-phosphate 3-epimerase
Exons: 3
Coding region: 114-878 (254 amino acids)
Biological process (GO): pentose-phosphate shunt, non-oxidative branch; pentose-phosphate shunt; carbohydrate metabolic process
Cellular component (GO): cytosol
Molecular function (GO): metal ion binding; D-ribulose-phosphate 3-epimerase activity
Source: RefSeq, a predicted model, not a curated record
CAACAUCUCAUCAAUGCCAAUUGGACUCCAAGCUCCUUGUGUGUAGUUCACGAUAUUAACCAAAUACCCUCAUCUUCAAAUUCCAUCUGGGCAGUGUCUGCGAAGCUCCCAAGAUGUCUCCAGCAGCCAUAAUCGCACCGUCUAUUCUGUCUGCCGACUUCGCGAAUCUAGGAGCAGAAUGCUCCAAGAUGAUUGACUCCGGCGCUCAGUGGCUUCACAUCGAUAUCAUGGACGGGCAUUUUGUGCCAAAUAUCACGUUUGGAGCUCCGGUUGUGACGAAGAUUCGAAGUCAUGUUGACAAGCCGACCGCGAAGCAUGGGAAGGGGACCUUUGAUUGCCAUAUGAUGAUUGCAGAGCCAAAGAAAUGGGUCAAGGAAUUUCAAAAAGCUGGCUGUGACCUCUACUGUUUCCAUUACGAAGCUGCAAUCUCUAGCACAGCAGCAGAGAGUCCGGAAUCAACGAGCGAACUGAAGACGAGUCCGAAGGAGAUGACUAGAUAUAUUCAUGACUGUGGGAUGUUGGCAGGCAUUGCUAUCAAGCCAGAUACGAAGGUUGGUGUUUUAUGGGAGAUCUUGGAGACGAAGGAGGAUAAGGAACGUCCGGAUAUGGUUCUGGUCAUGACAGUACACCCCGGCUUUGGCGGACAGAAAUUUAUGGCUUCAGAGUUACCCAAGGUUGCAGAAUUACGAAAACGGUAUCCGGACUUGAAUAUUGAGGUCGAUGGCGGAUUGGGCCCUGGAACUAUUGACCAGGCUGCCGAUGCAGGAGCGAAUGUCAUUGUAGCUGGAAGUGCUGUGUUUGGUGCGAAGGAUCCCGCGGAAGUGAUCGCCAAGCUGAGGGAAGCUGUUGACAAAAGGAGAGGGAAGGAAUCGUUGUGAUUCCGGUGUUGAAUUGGGAAGCUAAUCAAGAUGACUGGACAUGGGGCCAGGUUGAGAAGAACCAAAAGGUCAAGGGGAAGGGAAGGAGCAGAAGAAGUAAGGCUGACUAGAGUUCGCUACGACCAAUGACGAUGAACAUAAUUCGAGAAUUCAAGCCGUUCUGACUGCAUAGAAUUCAUGCAGCCAACUGC